Anoplophora glabripennis (Asian longhorned beetle) is the source of this 1335-nucleotide messenger RNA. Its product is annotated as BAG family molecular chaperone regulator 2. The transcript has 3 exons. Gene Ontology annotation, molecular function: protein-folding chaperone binding; adenyl-nucleotide exchange factor activity. The record is from RefSeq and is a predicted model, not a curated record. Gene Ontology annotation, biological process: protein stabilization. The coding region runs from base 361 to 981 and encodes 206 amino acids. Lineage: Eukaryota; Metazoa; Arthropoda; Insecta; Coleoptera; Cerambycidae.
CUUUUUCGCGUUUUUUUAGGGUUAUAAACUGUAUUUGCGUAAUAAAUUUGGCAUAUUUCACAUUUCUGAGUCACGAUUUGGUAGGGUCCAUAUGUGUAGAUUGCUCAUUAAAAUGGAAUAUACAAGAAUAGGAAGUUCUUGUUCACAAGUUUCAAAAGAGGUUGGUCGAGGUCGAAUGUGAAUGGUCGGGCUCGGGCACUCUUGCACUCAAGCGUCAUUUGUUGACUGUCAAGUUCUCUACUGUAGUCUAGAUUGGUUUCUAGAAUUUGGGAGUAACAACUAAAAGAAAUCAAUAUUUUUGUAUUUUUGAAAGAAAAUAAACCAUUCAAACUGGCUUCCUACGAGGAAAACUUUAUCGGAAUGGAUGUGGAUCCGAUGCCCGGUACUUCCACAGGCAUCUCAACAGCAUUGGUGCUACAAACUCUUCCGAAGAUUGACGAAAAUGACAUAAUGAGUACUAAAUCACCAAAAGAACGAUUUUUGGAACUUCUAGAUUUAUUAGAGAAUCACGUAGAGAAACUUAGGAAGGGUGCAAGCCAGUUAGAAGAAGAUAGGGAUGCAUUACUUUCGACAUUAGAUUCUGUUCGAAAUGCAGAUUUAAUGUACGAGUUAGAAGAAAAUACUUUUCUAGAUGACAGGGACGAUAUCCACAGAUACGCCGAUAGGAUAAUGAGUCGGUGUCUGACUGUUGAGGUUAAGGUACUUACUCAACGUGAUCAAAUGCAAGAAGAAGCCCUGUUCCAAGUGAACCACCUCAUCGACGGCCUUGUGAUAGCGUUAAAGUCCGAUCCGGAAACGGCAAAGGCGAAGUGUAUUAGUUAUAUGAACGCUUGUUCCUCGAAUAUGGUGCAGGGCAUUAUGGACAAAAGAUUCGAAUCGGCCCUACUGGGAUGCACGGUAGACGAUCAAAAGAAAGUUAAAAGGAGACUGCAGGGUUUACUGCAUUAUUUCGACAAAUUAAAAGUUCAGUCGUUGCAAUAGAUAAGGCUUUUUACCUCCGCUUUCCUCAUCAAGUAAAGUAUAUACAUAUUACGUGAAGCGUUAAAAAUUAUAGUGUAUGUACUGCACAUGUGGCUAAAUUUUCUUUGCAGUUCAGUAUUGUAAAUGGUAACUAUUAAAUAGUAACUUUAAAAAAAAAAUGAGGCGUUUGUAUCGAAUAUGCUAUAUUAGUUGUACUUAUUCUUUCAGUGGAACACCUCCUUCGUUUUUUUUUUUUUUUUUCAGGCAUAUGGUACAAAAUAGUUUAAAGACAUUCUCAAUAUUCCAUUAUUAGCCUAAUUGUUCAACGUAUCUACUAUGUAUUUACAAGAAUAAAUUGUUAUAUUAUUACAAUCA